AAGGCAUAACUAUAAAAAAUAAAACAUAAAAAUGUUGAAGGAAAAUUAUAGCCUCAAUUGGAGGGAAACUUUUCUAAACAAUGCAGGAAACCCAGACAACUUAAAGGAAAAUAUGAUUAGGUAUGUUGUAUUUAAUUACAUACAAUGUAAAUUUUCCUUGUGAAAAAAAAGCAUCAUAAACAAAGAGAAGAGACAAACAACAAAUUGGGAGAAAGUAUUUGCCUAAAGAAAUGGCAGAUGGGUUAAUAUCUCUAAUAUAGAGAAAGUUCCUAAAAGUUGAGUUAAGAAAUAUAAAGAAUAUGAACACACACAAUUCAUAGACAAGGGAAUACUAAUGACCAAUAAGCAUAUGAAAAGAUCCUCAACCUCACUAAUCAUGGAAAUGCAACAUAAAACAAAUCUAAUUUUUCAUCUGUCAGAUUGGCAAACAUUUUAAAGUACAGAUAAUACUCAGAGCUGGCAAGGGCACAAGGAAAUGUACACUAUUAAGCAUUCUUGGUGAACAUCUGAUUCUCAACAGUCUUUUUGGAGAGCAAUCUGUUUAUAGUAGAAAAAAGUUUUAAUCCUCAUAUUCUUUGACCCAGCAAUCCAAUUUAACUUAAAAUAUAUACAUAUAUAUAUAUAAGAAAACAGCCCUACUGUCUCCCUACAUCUCUCCCUCCCCUGCCCUCCCAGUAUAUCUCACUUGGUUUACCACCUCAAUUCCCAGCCAGUUGGACUCUAAUGCCCAAGCCCUCCUCUACCUCUAUCAUACUCUAGCCAAUCAAAGCUAGUGCCUGGGAUGGGGAGAUGGUCUUGGAGCCCUGGAAGGCUUUGUCUAGUGGGUCCCCCUGUGCUUUCAGGAGACUGAAGCCAAGGAUACCAGCAGAGCCAACAUUUGCUUCAAGUUCCUGGGCCUGCUGACAGCGUGCAGGAUGCUGAUGGAAACUGGCAGAGGCUGCUGUGCCCUGGCCAUCCUGCUGGCAAUUGUGGACAUCCAGUCCGGUGGAUGCAUUAACAUCACCAGCUCAGCUUCCCAGGAAGGAACACAACUAAACUUCAUCUGUACUGUGUGGCAUAAGAAAGAAGAGGCUGAGGGGUUGGUAGUGUUUUUGUGCAAGGACAAGUCUGGAGACUGUUUUCCUGAGACCAGUUUAAAACAGCUGAGACUUAAAAGGGAUCCUGGGAUAGAUGGUGGUGUUGGUGAAAUAUCAUCUGAGUUAGUGUUCACCAUAAGCCAAGUCACACCGUCACACAGUGGGACCUACCAGUGUUGUGCCACAAGCCAGAAGUCAGGUAUCCGCCUUCAGGGCCAUUUCUUCUCCCUUCUAGUCACAGAGACAGGGAACUACACAGUGACGGGACUGAAACAAAGACAACACCUUGAGUUCAGCCAUAGUGAAGGCACUCUCAGUUCAGGCUUCCUACAAGAAAAGGUCUGGGUAAUGCUGGUCACCAGCCUCGUGGUCCUUCAAGGUACGUCCAAAAGAGCCGUAAGCACCCCAAGCAAUGAGGGUGCUAUUGUAUUUCUGCCAUCUUGCUUAUUCUCCAGGAGGAGAAGGUUGGAAAGGAAGUCCAGAGGGAGAGGAAAAUGUUACUCAAGCCCUGGUUAUCCAUAGGAAAGUUCAAACCAGUUUCACUGAUCCAAAAGCACUAAAGAGGAAGACAGAUAAAUCAGACUUUCCAAAGGGUAGGAGGUAAGACUUAUUAGGAAAGAAGGCCUGUGAGAGAGGCAAGUUAGUAUAACCACCUCUACUCACUGCGUGAACAGAGGACUAUAAGUUGAAGCAACAGAUUCUUGACUAUUAGAGGAAGAACAAGAGACAGACUUGGUUUGGAGAUGGUUUUUUGUAUUUUGUUUUUUUCAGAUGGAGUCUCGCUGUGUCGCCCAGGCUGGAGUGCAGUGGCACAGUCUC
Cercocebus atys (sooty mangabey) is the source of this 1895-nucleotide messenger RNA. It is a transcript of the gene CD160, whose product is annotated as CD160 molecule. Gene Ontology annotation, cellular component: plasma membrane. NCBI's taxonomy places the organism in Eukaryota, Metazoa, Chordata, Mammalia, Primates, Cercopithecidae. The transcript has 3 exons. The coding region runs from base 915 to 1598 and encodes 227 amino acids. The record is from RefSeq and is a predicted model, not a curated record. Gene Ontology annotation, biological process: regulation of adaptive immune response. Gene Ontology annotation, molecular function: transmembrane signaling receptor activity.